This is a messenger RNA of Myotis myotis, 2285 nucleotides long. It is a transcript of the gene PNPLA5, whose product is annotated as patatin like phospholipase domain containing 5. Lineage: Eukaryota; Metazoa; Chordata; Mammalia; Chiroptera; Vespertilionidae. Gene Ontology annotation, cellular component: membrane; cytoplasm; lipid droplet. Gene Ontology annotation, biological process: lipid homeostasis; triglyceride catabolic process. The record is from RefSeq and is a predicted model, not a curated record. Gene Ontology annotation, molecular function: triacylglycerol lipase activity. The transcript is spliced from 9 exons. Bases 273 to 1559 code for a protein of 428 amino acids.
GCGCUUCUGGGACACACCUGGUGCGCACCUGGAGGAGAGGGGGUGGUCGCAGCCCGGGGCUUCAUUGGCUGGGGCGAUGGGUGACACAGCCCAGGGGCCAGCCGGGCACCAGGGGCGGGGCCGGCUCUCCCGCUGAGCUCCACAUCUGGGCUGCCCUGCCCCGCGCCACGCCAGACCUGCGCCCCACGUCCUGCGCCCCAUCCCGCAGCGCCCGCCACCAGCGCCCCCGUCCCCGCCCUAUUCGGACGUGCCCUGGUCCCGGCCCCACCGCCAUGAGCUGCUUCGAGGAGGAGGGCGACUGGAGCCUGUCCUUCAGCGGCGCGGCCUUCCUCGGCCUCUACCACGUGGGCGUGGCCCACUGCCUGCGGGAGCGCGCCCCGCGCCUCCUCCAGGGCGCCCGCCGCAUCUACGGCUCCUCGGUCGGCGCGCUCAACGCCAUCUGCAUCCUCAUGGGACAGCCCGUCGAGUUCUGCUGCGACCGGCUGCUGGAUCUGGCCAAGCAGGUGGAGCAGCUGAGCCUGGGCGUGUUCCACCCCGCCUUCGCGCCCAUCGAGCACAUCCAGCAGCAGCUGCGGGCCCACCUGCCCCGUGACAUCCACGUCCGGGCCUCCCAGCAGCUGGGCAUCUCCCUGACCCGCUGGCCCGACGGCCGCAACGUCAUCAUCACGGACUUCGCCAGCCGCGAGGAGGUCAUCCAGGCCUUGAUCUGCACUCUCUACAUCCCUUUCUACUGUGGGGUGAUCCCCCCCGAAUUCAGAGGGGAGCGCUACUUCGACGGGGCUCUGAGCAACAACCUGCCCUUCUCGGACUGUCCCAGCACCAUCACCGUGUCGCCCUUCACCGGGACGGUGGACAUCUGCCCCCCGAGCACCUCGGCCAGCGUGCUCGAGCUGAACGCCUUCAACGCCAGCUUCCAGUUCUCCACCAGGAACUUCUACCUGGGGUUCACCUGCGUCGUCGCGCCCAGCCCCGAGAUGUUGGUCCACUACUGCAGACAAGGCUACCUGGACGCCCUGAGGUUCCUGGAGAGACGCGGACUCACCAAGGAGCCGGUGCUGUGGACGCUGGUGUCAAAGGAGCCCCCGGCCCCAGCCCAUGGGACCCGGGACACUGACCAAGACGGAGGCCAGAAGGCCGGCCUGUCGCUCAACUGGGCGGUGCCCAGCGUGCUGGUCAAGGACGUGCCCAACUUCAAGCAGCUGUCGCCGGAGCUGGAGGCCGCCCUGGAGAAAACAAGUAGGAGGGACCCCAGGCCCUGGGCCCGCUUCCGCCGCUCGACGCCCGGGAAGGCGCUGACCUACCUGCUGCUGCCCUGCACGCUGCCCUUCGAGUACGUCUACUUCCGGGGCAGAAGGCUGGUCCUGUGGCUGCCGGACCUGCCGGCCGACCUACGGUGGAUGCAGGGCGAGCUGUGGCGAGGGGCCCUGUGGGUGUGCUCCCGGCUGAGGGACCAGCUCCUCCCAAAGCUCAGCCCACCUGUCUCCAGCCCGCUCCCACCAGAGGCAGCUCCUCCUGCGCACCCGGCCCAGAAGCACGUGCCCCCUUCCCAUCGGGCCUGAGGGACACCACGCUGGGCCGGCCCAGCGACUGGCCUCUCCCAUUCUGUCGUGGUCCUUGUCCUGGGUCCUGGGUGCCCACGUCCAGGCCUUGAGCGAGGCCUGGUUCUGACUCAACCUCCAGAGCUCAGAGCCUGGCCCCUGGCCCUGGAGGACCGAGGGGCGGCCUCCCUACUUCCUCUCAGGCUCUUGUCCCGGAUGGUGUGGGUGGGUGGCCCUCAGGAGCCAGAAGGGACCCGCCAGCCCCCCUGCAGCCCCUGCUCCUUGCAGCCGGCUCCCUGGGGCCCAGCACUUCUUCCUGGGGAGAGGCCCAGCCUCUUGGUGCGCCCAGGUCACCCUGCGCCCAGGUCACCCGCCCCGCCUCAUCAGAGGGAGAAAGGAAGCAGAAGCUACGCACAUCACGUCGUGGUUCUGGCACUGCCCUCUGGGGCCUGGUGGUGGCCCUGCUGAGGAGAAGGGCUGGUGGGGCGCCUGGCAGGGCUGCUGGCAGAGUGAGCUGAGCGCUUUAGAAGGCGGGGAAGGUGCUCAGCCCUGAGAUCGGGAGCAGAUGGGGGGAUGGGGUGCUGUGCCUGCCCUCACAUCCUUUCUCUGAGUUCUCUGUCUGGCACCAGCCCUCGGGCAUGACCCCCAUGGUCUGCUCACUCCUCAACCUCGAUCUCUCCCUUCCUACUGGGUCCACCCAGCGAGAGCCCAGAGACGGAAGGGGAGAGGAGAGAGGUUAAAGGGAUU